Molecule: messenger RNA, 643 nt
Organism: Meloidogyne enterolobii
Lineage: Eukaryota; Metazoa; Nematoda; Chromadorea; Rhabditida; Meloidogynidae
Source: the annotation of a GenBank genome assembly
AUGUGGCGUUUUGCAGUUCUUUACAGUUUAGCCAAAUCAAUUGGUAGAUUUCCGGGUAUUUCAUAUACAAAUACAUGGACAUGUGAAAAACUUAACAGUCCGCGAGAAAUUGAAAAUACUUUUCCCGUUUUUCAUGCAGUCAGAUAUUUUUUUGAUGUUGAGGGAAUUGAUAAUUCUUUUUAUGAUAGAACAUUUGAAGAUGAUUGUUGUAAAUAUUAUAAUCCAAAGUUUGUUAGAAAAAAUAAAAGAAAAUAUUUUUUAAAUUUUUUUAGAAUAUUAAAUAAAUAUAUAUCAAAGUAUUUAAUAAUAGCACCCCCGCCUCAAUCACCAAAAUAUUUUGAUAAAAUUGAGAAUGAAAUUAAAGAAUUAUUUACAUUUUCAAAAAGUGUUCAAAGAAGGGUUGACAAACGAAUUGAAAAUUUAUUUAAAGAUGAUAACUCCCACAAAUUUUGUGUAUUUACUCGCCGUGGCGAUUUUACUAAGCCAGAAUGGAAAAAAUGGCACAAAGCUACUGAUAAAGAAUUUACAGAGAAAGCAAUAGAAUUUAUUAUAGAAAACGAAUUACAGGUAUAUAAAAAGGAUGUUGAGGAAAAAAUCAAAAUAUUUAAUAAUAGUUUCGGGUAGGGGUAAGUAUGCAAUGAUG